GUGGAUGGUGCAACAUCCGGUCUGUUCUAGCGACCAAUACGAUCGACGUUGAGGAACAAUACAGUCGCUCCCAUCAUGUUCAAGUCCCUAUACAGGAGCUGGACGUGUUGUUGUUCUAAAGCAGCUUCAAGCAGAUUCGAUUACUUGUUUCUCAGUUCCUCAUAUAUGACACUCUUCACAACGUCCCACAGGAUAUUCUUCUUUACCUACCAAUCCACAUCCGGUCGCAACUAUUCUAUACAUUCUUCGGCUCCUGUGAGCCUCUCACGGUGGUGGUCAUCAUGGACUCCAAUUUUGAUCCAUACUCGCAGAACCUCACCUUCCACGCGGCGGACGGGACCCCGUUUCAAGUACCCGUGAUGACGUUGGAUGACUUUUACCAGUACUGUAUCCAGAUCUGCAUCAACUAUGGGGCUCAGUUUGGUGCUUCAGUCAUCAUUUUCAUCGUCCUUUUGCUUCUGACUAGAUCUGACAAGCGUGCUUCUUCGGUCUUUUUCCUCAACGGCGGUGCUUUGCUGCUCAAUAUGGGUCGGCUCCUCUGCCACAUGAUUUACUUCACGACCGAUUUCGUGAAAGCCUACCAGUCUUUUUCCGGUGAUUAUUCUAGGGUACCCACUUCCGCGUACGCCAACUCGAUCCUGGGGGUCAUUCUUACAUCUCUUCUCUUGGUCUGCAUCGAGGUAUCGCUUGUGCUCCAGGUCCAAGUCGUCUGUGCCAAUCUCCGACGCCGGUAUCGAACCGCUCUCCUCUGCGUGUCGAUCUUGGUUGCCCUGAUUCCGGUUGGAUUUCGCCUGGGAUACAUGGUUGAAAAUUGCAAGACAAUUGUCGAAACUGAUAACCCCUUGUCACUUUCUUGGCUGGAAAGCGCUACGAACAUUGUCAUCACUAUUAGUAUUUGCUUCUUUUGCAGUAUCUUCAUUACUAAGCUUGGAUUUGCUAUCCGUCAGCGAAGGAGACUAGGUGUCAGGGACUUUGGACCGAUGAAGGUGGUAUUUGUUAUGGGUUGCCAGACCUUGACCAUUCCAGCGGUGCUUUCGAUUCUUCAAUAUGCGGUCUCGGUCCCCGAACUCAAUUCGAACAUUUUGACCCUGGUCACCAUCUCUCUUCCGCUAUCAUCCAUCUGGGCUGGUGUUUCCCUUACUCGCUCAUCCUCCACCGAGGAAUCCCCGUCUCGUGGAGCCUUGUGGAAUCGCCUCACCGACUCAAACGGCACGAGGAGCAACCAGACAUCGUCUACGGACACCGCCGUCGCCAUGACCUAUCCAAGUAACAAGUCGAGCACGGUCUGCUAUGCGGAUCAGAGCUCAGUCAGAAGACAACAUGACCCAGAGCAUGGGCAUGGCAUCUCUGUGGCGCACGAUGUGUCGGUUCAUAGUUGCCAAAAGCUGUAGAGUCGAUCGGAUGAAGGCGCCACGGAGGUCGUGUUUGUUUUGGACAUUGAGCUCUGAGGGCCAAAGGGAAUCUACUGAUUGUCUUUGUAUUAAUACUAUUUUCGCUUCAGCGCUCCAUCAUUUAGUGCUAGCUUAGGUGAAAU
This is a messenger RNA of Aspergillus caelatus, 1534 nucleotides long. RefSeq names its product alpha-factor pheromone receptor STE2 (gene preB). The record is from RefSeq and is a predicted model, not a curated record. Gene Ontology annotation, molecular function: mating-type factor pheromone receptor activity; pheromone binding. Gene Ontology annotation, biological process: G protein-coupled receptor signaling pathway. Gene Ontology annotation, cellular component: membrane; G protein-coupled receptor homodimeric complex. The coding region runs from base 282 to 1391 and encodes 369 amino acids. The transcript is spliced from 2 exons. NCBI's taxonomy places the organism in Eukaryota, Fungi, Ascomycota, Eurotiomycetes, Eurotiales, Aspergillaceae.